Molecule: messenger RNA, 965 nt
Organism: Lecanosticta acicola
Lineage: Eukaryota; Fungi; Ascomycota; Dothideomycetes; Mycosphaerellales; Mycosphaerellaceae
Source: the annotation of a GenBank genome assembly
AUGGCUUCCAACACCGCCGCCGCAGUCCCGCACAGCGCUAGGUAAGUCCAUCGUGUCGCGCGCGUCGAUGGACACAGCUCACAGACACCAGCUCCACCGCAACCCCCGACGAGAGCGCCGUGGACCAGGUCAUCCAGAAAACCGAACUACUCGAGAUGGUGCUCCUCAAAUUACCAUUCAAGAACAUCUUCGGCGUUCAGCGCACCUGCAAGGCUUUCAAGACCACCAUCGAAGGCUCCAAGAAGCUUCAAAUCGCCAUGUUCCUCGAUCCCGGCGAAGAAGUUGCCGAGCUGCGGAUCAAUCCACUCCUCACGAAUGUGCGCUUUAAGCCAAGCUACGAGAGUUCCUGGUACUCGCGCCGCGAUAUUGUCCUCGAGAAGAAGAGCUCGGAAAACCCCCUCAAAUUCAACUUCGGCUUAGCUAUCAAUCAUGAGACCUUUCGGACCGACUUGAUCGUCCUUCCAAAGCACCGCGGCCAGGAAUCCUGGCAGCGCAUGUAUAUCAUCCAACCGCAAGAGGCUCCGUCCAAGUGCAGCACUUCCGCCGCCACGGAGACCACCCCACGCCAGACGCCGGAUCCCUUCCUUUCUCUCACUUUCAGAAAUCCUUUAACUCCCACGCAGCACGAGACAUGCUUUCCGCGUGAUGUCAAGGCUGAGGAAGUCUUCGAUGCUCUCGACGGCCUGUACAAGGAGCAUCAACAAGAGGGGGAAUCCGGCAUGGCGGAGCAGGAUUUGCUUCGUGCUCCUGAAGAUGACGAAGAUCGGUGGUAUCGUGGAGCGUGGCGCCACGAAGAACCGUGGUAUCGUGGAGCGCGCCGCUACGUAGAGGAGAUGGAUCACGGAGGGGGCCUGAGCGUGGACGUGGACGAGGACGAGGACGAGGACGAGGACGAGGACGAGGACGAGGACGAGGAAGAAGAUGACGAGAUCGAUGGGAACGAGGACGAAGAGGAUGAGGCUUGA